Molecule: messenger RNA, 1057 nt
Organism: Branchiostoma belcheri (Belcher's lancelet)
Lineage: Eukaryota; Metazoa; Chordata; Leptocardii; Amphioxiformes; Branchiostomatidae
Product: charged multivesicular body protein 2a
Exons: 6
Coding region: 154-837 (227 amino acids)
Biological process (GO): endosome transport via multivesicular body sorting pathway; protein transport; late endosome to vacuole transport
Cellular component (GO): ESCRT III complex; multivesicular body
Source: RefSeq, a predicted model, not a curated record
CGGUGUAUGUGACGUCAGGACCAAAAUACAUACUUCCGUAUUGCUAUUUCGCAGGUGAGUGUGAGUCACAAGCUCCUGUCACCAAAAGGCACCAGAAAAGACGUCAACCAUCACUUUUCUCACCAGUCCCAAAGCCCCACAGUAUAAGCCACCAUGCCUCUGGAAUGGCUGUUUGGGAAGAAGAAGACACCAGCAGAAAUGCUGAAACAGAACCAGCGAGCGCUGAACAGGGCCAUCCGAGACCUGGACAGGGAACGGGCCAAAUUAGAACAACAGGAGAAGAAAAUCAUCGCUGAUAUCAAAAAGAUGGCGAAACAAGGACAAAUGGACGCUGUGAAGAUCAUGGCCAAGGAUCUUGUCCGAACACGUCGCUACGUCAAGAAGUUCAUGUUAAUGAGAGCAAACAUCCAGGCCGUGUCUCUCAAGAUUCAGACUCUCAAAUCCAACAACGAAAUGGCACAGGCCAUGAAGGGGGUGACCAAAGCCAUGGCCACCAUGAACAAACAGUUGAAGUUGCCUCAGAUCCAGAAGAUCAUGAUGGAAUUUGAGAGACAGUCGGAGAUCAUGGACAUGAAGGAGGAGAUGAUGAACGAUGCCAUUGAUGAUGCAAUGGGGGAUGAAGAUGAUGAAGAGGAGAGUGAUGCCAUUGUAACUCAGGUAUUGGAUGAGUUGGGACUACAACUUACAGAUGACCUUGCAAAUCUACCAGAAACAGGAGGUACAAUCGCAGUGCAGAAGAAACAGGAGCCAGCUGCGGCGGCUGCGGCAGGGGGAGGGGGGCUGAGCGACGCAGACGCCGACCUGGAGGCCAGACUCAACAACCUCAGGAGGGACUGAGGGGUCAGGUGGGGGUCAGGGGGUAUAGGUCAUGACCUCAGGGAAAACUGAGGGGUCAUGUGUCAUAUGGAGGUCAGGUGUAGGGCAAAAAAAGCUGAAUUAGGUAAACGAAUGGUAAUUUUGCAAUUAUUGUUUUGUAUAUUAAGGUAUAACUCUUUUCUCUUUUGUUCAACAUAAAGGCAACCUUUUUUUCAAAUACUUGGGCACAAAUGUAAGGUUU